AUGGUUAUUGCAAAAGUUAUAAGAAGGAAAAUAUUCAAAUAUGUAAAAGAUUAUAAUAGAUCAUUUAUGCUACGGUUUAAAAAGAUAUCAAUGAUAUCAAACAAGGCAAUCUGUAAAGGACACCUUUCCAUCAUCAAGUUUCUUCAUGAGAAUGGAAUCAAUCAUGUAUUCAAAGGUGCGAUUGAUGAAUGUUCGAAAUAUGGUCAUCUAGCACUAAUCAAGUAUCUACAUGAAAAUAGAACGGAAGGUUGUUCGAAAAAAGCAAUGGAUCGUUCAAUAAAACGUGGUUAUUUCGAGCUGGUUCAGUAUCUUCAUUCAAACAGAUCGGAAGGUUAUAAUAGUAAAUCAUUUUUUAAAUGUAAAGAUCUUAGGAUUGCUAUGUUCUUGUAUUCCAACGGAUUGGAAGUACAAGCAAACAAAAUCGAUAUUGCAGUUCAUUCUGGUGAUAUUUCCUAUGUGAAAGCAGUUGUUGAGAAUUUCUCCGAUCAAUGUUCAAGCUAUUCUCUAUUAUAUGCCAUAGACAAUAAUCAUCUAGAAAUUGCUAAAUAUCUUUUGGAGAAUAGACCCGAAUGCUAUUUCUCGGUAGCAAUGAAACAUGCAGCAUCCACAGGUGACCAAGAGCUCAUCAAACUCUUGCAUUUCCAUCCCAAUAGCUCCGGGCCCACCGCUAAUGAAGUUGACUUUGCAACUACUAUUCCCAACAACCUAGAGAUUGUUGAAUUUCUUCUCAAUAAUAGACCAAGUGGAUGCACCAGUAGAUCAAUAAAUAAUGCUUCACUAAAUGGAGAUCUCUCAAUUGUUAAACUCCUUCACCAACUUGGAAAGGAAUGUACUUUUAAAGCGAUCGAUAACGCAGCAAUCAAUGGACAUUUCGAAAUCGUUCGCUUCCUCAAUGAAAAUCGUACGGAAGGAUGUUCUCCGAAUAUUCUGGAUCAAGUUGCUGAACAUCAUUUCGAUAUAUUCAAAUAUCUACAUUAUAACAGAAAUGGACUAGGGUGUACCUCUGCAACGCUGGAGAGCUUUGCUGGCUACAGAAAUUCCGAUGCACUUGAAUGGUUUAUGGACAAUAGAACCGAACGAUUUCCUGCCUUCAUUCCAUUUUUAGCAUUUAGAAACAAUCGAUUGUCCAAUGUUAAAUGGCUUCAUGAACAUGGAUUUUUGGAAUUUACAGAUUUCACUGCAAUCUAUGCUGCAAUGCAUGGCGCAUUGGAUAUUCUUAAAUAUUUAUUGGAUCAAGGGGCACCAUGCUCAUUUAAUGUAAUGGAUAAAGCAGCAGAAAUAAGAUCGUUAGAAAUUGUUGAAUACCUACAUUUCAACAGAACCGAAGGUUGUUCAAAGAUGUCAAUGAAACUAGCUGUUAAAAACAACGAUCUUCCUAUUUUCAAAUUCCUACUCAAAAACACAACCGAAAGACCUGUUGGUGAUUAUGAAAAUACUAUCUUCUAUAGAUACCAUCAAAGAUAUGACUAUAUUAAAAAACAUAAUCUUUAA
This is a messenger RNA of Heterostelium album PN500, 1491 nucleotides long. RefSeq lists its product as uncharacterized. Lineage: Eukaryota; Evosea; Eumycetozoa; Acytosteliales; Acytosteliaceae. The record is from RefSeq and is a predicted model, not a curated record. Bases 1 to 1491 code for a protein of 496 amino acids. The transcript has 3 exons. Gene Ontology annotation, molecular function: protein binding.